AUGGAUGAAAAUUCAGCACUUCCAUUUAUGCUCUCUUUGCAGGCAGCGCCGAUGGACAAGGAGGAAAUCGAAGACUUAAUCAAGAAGUGCUUUGAAGCAGAUAACAAUGGAGAAAUAAAUUUCCUCAGCUUCUGGUCAGGGAUGGAGAAUCUCCUCGAAUUGCUGGGGAUCCGAGAGCCGGCCUCGCAUGUAGACGAUAAGGUUUAUGGAUUGCAAAUUUUCAGGGAUGGUCUGCUUGCUGAGGCCAUCAACAAGCACCAAGGACCCACAAGCAGCGUGCUGCUCUCGAGAGACGAGGUUCUACGCAUAAUUGACCAGACGAACAAGGCAGUUACGUCCCGUCAUAGCAGGGAAAAUGCGGAAGGCACUAGGCGCGACGAAGGAUCCUGCCAAGGGGGUGAUAGCUGUGCUUCAAGUCUAUUUUGGGAUGAAGUGUACAGAGAGACAGCGCUACUGGAGUCAAAUUCUGUUCUUUCAAUUACUGAGCUUUCCAUGAUGGUUUUUGGAUUUCUUAAGAGCUAUCUAAGGCAGGAACCCGCAGGAAUGAAACACUCGGAAGGGGAUCCAUCCAGUGUUGGCAAGGCAGUCGAGCAGGAAGAAACUGAACAUGCUGUGCACUCCGAUGCAUGGAGGAUCAGAAGCGGUGUCUCUGAUGCAAGCUGUGAGCCAGCUGCACAUGCCGUGGCUGGCAUUCCUGCUGGGCUCAGGCAUGAUGAAGCAGUUGGACAGAACGUGCACAGACGUAUAUCGGGUUCUGCUAAUAGGGAAAGUGGAAAUGUGGAUGGUAGCUACAGCCCUCCUAUGACGCAUGGGCGGUGGCAGGAGUCUGGGGAUAGAGAACAUUUACGGGAACAUCGGAAGCAUCUUCAAGACCGUGCCGCAAGCAGAAAUGAUAUUUCAAGUUCUACUGUAGGUGGAUGUGAAAGAGGCUCGGAAGGUCAAACAUAUCGAGAGGUUUCUGAAUCGGAACAUUUUGAUGCCUCGCACAUUUUAAAAGGGAUAGACUCUGACGACCCUUUCUCGCAGCUGCGGCAUUUGCUGAUAUUUGCCGGGGAAGUUGUUGAGCGUGGGGUCGUUUCCAAGAAGGACGUGCAGCAACUACGGCACGUGAAUGCAGCAGCAGUCGACUGUGUGGACCGAAUACUUGUUGAGCGCGACAAAAGAAAUGAGGAGGUCAACGACGCAGUGUUGUCCCUUAGAAGGAUGCGAACAGAAAAACAGCAGCUAAUCGAGCGCCUCACGACGGUCGAGCACCAACAUAGUCAGUUGCAGCUGCAGCAGGAGCAGCAACUUUGCGAACGCGAGAAAGCUGGCCAACUACAGGCAGCCCUGGAUUCGGAGCGGCAGGAGCGCGAGCGCCUUCGAGCACUACUACGUGAUAAGGAGGAGCAUCUGAUGGAUGUAACCCACGAGAGAGAUGCGCUACUUGACAAGAUCUCAUCUCAAAAUGAUGAAUUCAAUCGCCUUUUGGAGGUUGCGCAAAAGGAGAAGACCGACUUGAAUAAAGACUACCGCCAACAAACAGAAACUUUAAUGA
Messenger RNA from Eimeria maxima, 1537 nucleotides. RefSeq lists its product as hypothetical. The annotation marks the transcript as partial. The transcript has 7 exons. The record is from RefSeq and is a predicted model, not a curated record. NCBI's taxonomy places the organism in Eukaryota, Apicomplexa, Conoidasida, Eucoccidiorida, Eimeriidae.